Sphenostylis stenocarpa is the source of this 789-nucleotide messenger RNA. The record is from the annotation of a GenBank genome assembly. NCBI's taxonomy places the organism in Eukaryota, Viridiplantae, Streptophyta, Magnoliopsida, Fabales, Fabaceae.
AUGAGAAUUUCUCUCGUACGAACCGGAUCGCUGCCGAUCCAGAAUCCGGUUCUCCAUGGUUCACCUCGAUUUUCUCUCAAGCGCCAAGCCUCUUCCGGCGGCGACAAGAACCACGGGAAAUUUUUCACGAUUUCAAUGCACUAUUCCCACUCCAACGCCGGCGGGGACGCGCCGCAGAAUUGGUUCAACAGAGCCUCGUCGGAACGUGCUUCCGAGAAUUCCGGCGUUCUCCGAAAUCUGAAUCGCACCGGAUCGCGCUCGCUCCCGCCGAUUAUACCUGACGAAGAACAAUUCCUAUCCGACGACAAUAUACGCAAGCCCAGUUACGUCGGGAUCCUACCGGAGGAUCUGGAAUCUGGGGGCAACGACGGUGGAGAUCACGGCGGCGAAAAUCUCACCGGCGGAAACGGCGGCGAGAUGAUGAAAAUAGACGCGUACUACGAGGAGAUGUUGAAGUCGAACCCGACGAACGCGCUUCUGCUGAGAAACUACGGCAAAUUUCUGCACGAGGUGGAGAAAGACACGGCGAGAGCAGAGGAAUAUUACGGAAGAGCGAUUCUGGCGAACCCUGGCGAUGGCGAAUUGCUUUCGCUGUACGGAACGCUAAUAUGGGAAACUCAGAGAGACGAAGCGAGAGCUAAAUCCUACUUUGACCAAGCAAUUCACGCCGCUCCUAAUGAUUGCACGGUGCUGGGAUCGUACGCUCUCUUCAUGUGGGAAGCGGAGGAGGAAGAGGAAGAUAACGGAGUGACGGAUAAAACGGGGACGAAGAUGAUUGCCGCUGUCUAA